UUUAAUCUGUGGCAGUAUGUCUCUUAGUGUCAUGUCAUAUAAAACGUAUAAGUCUCUCUUCUGAAGUGAAUUGUAAUAUAUAUUCGGACUCUUAACAUUUAUUUAUAUAUUAUUACCAAGUUCGUUUGUGUCUUGGCUACGGGUCGGCGAAUUCCAUUGAGCCCAUCGGCCAUAUGACGGCGGAGAGCGCGCAGUGAAACACACAUACACACAAACAGACAAACAUGUCGUCGAAGGCCAUAUACGAGGCGACCGGCAAAGAUCUAAUCAACAGGCACAUAGCGCCAGGGACAGCGUUGGUGCCGUGCCGGUUCGCGACCUUCGAGCAGAACACCGUGUGGGAAGACGAGCUCGGCAAGAACCCAUGGCUCUCCAAAGAGCAAUUGGUCGUGAAGCCCGACCAGCUGAUCAAGCGUCGCGGCAAGCUCGGCCUGGUCGGCGUGAACAAGUCCGCGGGCGACGUGCGCCGCUGGCUCAGCGAGCACAUGGGCAAGGAGCAGGCCGUCGGCGCCGCCGUCGGGAAACUCAGACACUUCAUCGUGGAACCCUUCGUCAAACACGACGCGAAUGAGGAGAUGUACAUUUGCAUACAGUCGGGCAGACGCACAGACACCAUCCUGUUCCACCACCAGGGAGGCGUGGAUGUCGGCGAUGUUGACGCUUUGGCCGUCCGGCUCGAGGUAGCGGUAGACACAUUCCCCACCGGAGAAGAAAUCGAUAGGACUCUGCUCAAAAACAUCAAGUCUGCUUCCACUAAAAGGAUAUUGACGACCUUCAUCCUCUCCCUCUACCGCGUAUACGUGGACCUAUACUUCACGUAUAUGGAGAUCAACCCCAUCGUGAUCACCAACGAGCGCAUCUACCUGCUGGACCUGGCGGCCAAGCUGGACCAGACGGCGGACUUCAUCUGCGCCAAGAACUGGGGCUCCGUCACCUUCCCUCCUCCGUUUGGGCGCGACGCCUACCCUGAGGAGGCGCACAUCGCGGACUUGGACGCCAAGAGUGGAGCUAGUCUUAAGCUGACGAUCCUGAACAAGUCGGGGCGCAUCUGGACCAUGGUGGCGGGCGGCGGCGCGUCCGUCGUCUACACCGACACCAUCUGCGAGCUGGGCGGCGCCGCCGAGCUGGCCAACUACGGCGAGUACUCGGGCGCGCCCACGGAGUCGCAGACGGCCGACUACGCCAAGACCAUCUUCAGCCUCAUGUGCCGCGAGAAGCACCCCAACGGGAAGGUCCUGAUCAUAGGUGGCGGUAUCGCCAACUUCACGAACGUGGCUGACACGUUCCGCGGCAUCAUCACCGCGAUCGACACCUACAAGGACGCUCUCAUACAAUACAACAUCACCAUCUUCGUGAGGAGAGGAGGCCCCAACUACCAGGAGGGACUUAGGCAAAUGCGCGAAGUCGGGCACCGCCUCCGCAUCCCCCUGUACGUGUUCGGGCCCGAGGCCAACAUGACGGCCAUCGUGGGGCUGGCGCUCGGCCACUCGCCCAUCCCCAAGGAGCACCAGCUGGACUACGCGCCUAAGCAGCUGCCUAAACCUAUACCCUGCCCCAAGCCCAAGAUCGAGCUGCCCGAGCUGACCCCCAAGCUGCUGGAGCUGGUGUGCUCGCAGUCGCCCACGCGCGGCGAGCUGGGCCAGCCGCUGUGCACCGCCAAGCCGCUCUUCAGCGACCGCACCAAGGCCAUCAUCUGGGGCAUGCAGAACCGCGCCAUCCAGGGCAUGCUGGACUUCGACUACAUCUGCCGCCGCGCGGAGCCGUCCGUGGUCGCCAUCGUGUACCCCUUCACCGCCGACCACAAGCAGAAGUACUACUUCGGCAACAAGGAGGUCUUCAUUCCCGUGUUCUCUGACAUGGACGUGGCGAUGCGCAAGCACCAGGAGGCGACCGUGCUUGUCAACUUCGCUUCGCUCCGUUCCGCCUAUGACAGCACCAUGCAGGCUAUGCAGCACCCCCAGAUCAACACGAUCGUGAUCAUCGCUGAAGGCAUCCCCGAGAACAUGACCAGGAAGAUCAUCAAGCUGGCUGACGCGAGAGGCGUGAACAUCAUCGGCCCCGCUACCGUCGGCGGCAUCAAGCCGGGCUGCUUCAAGAUCGGCAACACGGCCGGCAUGAUCGACAACAUCGUCGACAGCAAGCUCUACAGGCCCGGCAGUGUGGCCUACGUGUCCCGUUCAGGCGGUAUGAGCAACGAGCUGAACAACAUCAUCUCCAAAGAAGCUGACGGCGUCUGCGAGGGAGUUGCUAUUGGAGGAGACCGCUACCCUGGCACCACCUUCAUCGACCAUCUGCUGAGAUUCGAAGCUGACCCCAACGUGAAGAUGCUAGUGCUGCUUGGAGAAGUCGGCGGUGUGGAGGAGUACCACGUGUGUCGCGCCAUCAAGGAGGGCCGCAUCAAGAAACCCAUGGUCGCCUGGUGCAUCGGCACAUGCUCAGACAUGUUCACCUCUGAAGUCCAAUUCGGCCACGCCGGUUCUCUCGCCGGCUCUGCCUUAGAAAAGGCCUUCGCCAAGAACCAGGGCCUCAAGGCCUAUGGCGUCACCGUACCUGAGAGUUUCGACAGUCUGGGCGCCGCGGUCCGGCAGGUGUACCAGAAGCUGGUGCAGGAGGGCAAGAUCAUAGUCAAGGAGGAGGAGGAACCGCCGAAGGUGCCCAUGGACUACGAUUGGGCGAGGAAACUGGGUCUGAUCCGCAAGCCGGCGGCGUUCAUCAGCACCAUCUGCGACGAGCGCGGUCAGGAGCUCACGUACUGCGGGAUGCCCAUUAGCCAGGUCUUGGAGAAGCAGCUCGGAGUCGGAGGCACCAUCAGUUUGCUGUGGUUCCAGCGCGAGCUGCCCGACUGGGCGUGCAAGUUCUUCGAGCUGGUGCUGAUCGUGACGGCCGACCACGGGCCCGCCGUGUCCGGCGCGCACAACACCAUGGUCACGGCGCGCGCCGGCAAGGACCUCAUCUCCUCCGUCGUCAGCGGCCUGCUCACCAUCGGCGACCGUUUCGGAGGCGCGUUGGACCGCGCCGCGAUCGACUUCUGCGCGGCCUACGACAAGGGGCAGCAUCCGCAAGAGUUCGUCAACGAGAAGAGAGCCAAGGGCGAGCUUAUCAUGGGCAUCGGACACAGAGUAAAAUCCAUCAACAACCCCGACUCCCGAGUCCGCGAGCUGAAGGCGUACGUGACGGCGCGGUGGCCCGCGUGGCCCGUGACGCGCUACGCGCUCGACGUUGAAGCCGUCACAACGCGCAAGAAGCCCAACCUCAUCCUCAACGUGGACGGCAUCAUCGCUGCCGCCAUGGUGGAUCUCUUCAGGCAUACCAACCUGUUCACUACCGAGGAGGGCAACAACUACAUCCAGAUGGGCACGAUCAACGCGCUGUUCGUGCUGGGCCGCUCCAUCGGUCUCAUCGGCCACUACCUGGACCAGAAGCGCAUGAAGCAGCCCCUCUACCGCCACCCGUGGGACGACAUCACCUACAUGUCGCCGCUCAACUAAGGUCUAUAAUUAUAUCAUUACCUGACGUGCUUCAACUGGUAGUCAAUUAGAUUAAUCUGGGUAAGACCUGGUAAAUCUUGUCUAUAGCGGAAAAUUGUCGUUGUAUACAAUAUUUCAACGUCUCCUUCAGAUAGAAAAUUCAUGAAAUAAAAUGUGUAAUAUUUGAUAAAUUAUAAUAUGCGCAAUAUAGAAAUCAAUAUUUUCGAGCAAUAAGUCCCUAAAUGUAUAAAUCGCUUAAUGGUAUCGUAAUAUAUUUGUAGCUGAUAUUCUAAAAGCACGCCAGGUAAUAUGAAAUGGAAUGUAACAAGGUAGCGUUGUAGAGUGCAGUCCAAAAUUAAUUUCACCAUUAAAAAAACUAUUACCCUCAAAAGUCAUGAUUUAAAUUGACAAAGAGAUCGUCAAAGGAUAUUAACUCAUUAGAACAAGUCGGUGUCAUGCUCUAUGAAAUAAAAAAUGUCAAAAAUUUAGGACAGCACCUACAUUGCAUCUGCAAGUUUUCGUCAACUUUCUGGUUCCUUUAAAUUAGAAGUUUUAAACGGAACCUGACGUGGAUGUAAACUAUAUAAAUAAAUAAUUAGUUAAGUAUUUAUGGGGUUAGUAUGUGUAAUUGUUGUAGUGUCGGAUGUGGAUAAGUGCUUCGGAUUAUCUAAUAUUCUACUAGAUAACUUUUCGAACUGGUUUAUAGAGUUGUCUAGUAAAGUAUAAGAGGUCUGUUAUUAAUUUUUUUGACUCUAUGGUGCAGAAGGUAGAUGCUUUUUUAUUUCGCCGUUCGCCGUUUAAAUAAAAUUAUUAAUUGAUACCUUGACUUGAAUCUUAUCUUAUACCUUGAAACGAGCAAUUCUUGUAUACAUGUAUAAUAAUAUAUCUCGGAAACGGCUCUAACGAUUGUGAUGAAUUUUACUAUAUGGGGGUUUCAGGGGCGCAGAAUGGAUUUACCUAGAUCUUAUUUCUGGGAAAACGCGCAUUUUUGAGCUUUUGUGUUUUCCGAGCGGAGCUCGGUCUUCCAGAUGUUUGAUACUAAUUAAUAUAAUGUAUUGUUGAAUUUAAAAAUAUUCCCAACGCAUUUGUUAAUAUAGCUUAUGGAUUUUUUUUUAUAAUAUAAUGAUUCAGUAUCCAUUGUGCUCGUAAGAUCGAUUCAAAAUACGCAUUAUAAUAUUCACUGCCCAAUAUUUUAUUAACAUUUUGAAAUUAUCUUUAAUAAUAAUAUUUAAAAUGCGGACGGUAUCUAACACUGUCCAUUCCAGAAAUCAAAGUUGUUGGAAAAAUGAUUUUUUAUUUUUAAAUAACUUAUUGAAGAAAAAUAUUAACGUAAGUCACAAUCGUCAUAUUUUCUUAUGAAGAAAAUUGUUUACUUGGGUGUUUGGACAAAAAAUGUAUUUUAAUUAGAUUUCUUAUUUUAUAUAAUAUUAAUUAAUUUUUAUUAGUCAAAGUCAAUACAUCGCUCUCCGGUGAAUUAAUUCAUAAUUUAAACUACCGAACAAAAACUGGGAUUUUUGUAUAUCUGUAAUUAUUUUUUUUAUAUUUUAUAAUAACUGCCAUUUAUUUGUGCAAACAACUCAAGAAUUUAUUUUAUAAGUACAACGCUUAGAUCUGAUGCUAAGUUAAAAUGUUUUUAUGCAGUAAGUUUUUCAAUAAACUAUGACACUGUA
This is a messenger RNA of Cydia pomonella (codling moth), 5137 nucleotides long. It is a transcript of the gene ATPCL, whose product is annotated as ATP-citrate synthase. NCBI's taxonomy places the organism in Eukaryota, Metazoa, Arthropoda, Insecta, Lepidoptera, Tortricidae. The transcript has 24 exons. Gene Ontology annotation, molecular function: ATP citrate synthase activity. The record is from RefSeq and is a predicted model, not a curated record. Gene Ontology annotation, cellular component: cytosol. The coding region runs from base 225 to 3488 and encodes 1087 amino acids. Gene Ontology annotation, biological process: acetyl-CoA biosynthetic process; tricarboxylic acid cycle; fatty acid biosynthetic process.